This is a messenger RNA of Monopterus albus (swamp eel), 3272 nucleotides long. RefSeq names its product RAB guanine nucleotide exchange factor (GEF) 1 (gene rabgef1). The record is from RefSeq and is a predicted model, not a curated record. Bases 87 to 1730 code for a protein of 547 amino acids. Gene Ontology annotation, cellular component: endocytic vesicle; cytosol. The transcript has 9 exons. Gene Ontology annotation, biological process: vesicle-mediated transport. Gene Ontology annotation, molecular function: guanyl-nucleotide exchange factor activity; DNA binding; small GTPase binding. NCBI's taxonomy places the organism in Eukaryota, Metazoa, Chordata, Actinopteri, Synbranchiformes, Synbranchidae.
UAUCGUCUUGCUGUCAAAAAAUAAAUUAAAGAAAUACAUAUAGUCUCAGUGUGAUUAUAUAAUCACAGGAUUUCCGUGUUGUUGUCAUGAAGCCGUCACUGUCUCGACCUUGGACGCCAGGUCUUCACACAGAGCAGGAACGAAGAGGAAGUCUGGUCCUGCUUCACGUCGGUGAAAAUAAACAGUCCACCAUUAUGAGUCAGCGGACUGAGCGACGGGGGAUACACGUGGACCAGUCAGACCUGCUGUGCAAAAAGGGAUGUGGUUACUACGGCAACGCAGCAUGGCAAGGUCUGUGCUCCAAAUGCUGGAGGGAGGAGUACCAGCGGGUACGGCAGAAACAGAUCCAGGACGACUGGGCCUUGGCAGAAAAGUUGCAACGAGAGGAGGAGGCAGCAUAUGCCAGUAGUCAUGGAGUGCAGACCCAGUCCCACUCCCAGUCCACAGCACCACACCCAGGGCACGCCUCUCUAGGGCCCUUUUCCAAGUUUGAGGAGAAGAAGACCAAUGAAAAAACACGAAAAGUGACCACUGUCAAGAAAUUUUUCAGCCCUUCAUCACGAACUGCUACCAAGAAAGAAACCCAAGAGGGCAAGACACCCAGUCCAUCUAUUAGCCGCCGUGCCAGCUUUGAUACAGACCAAGUAUCCAGGGACUUUCUGGACUUCUUGAAAAACCUCCAGAAACCAGGCCGGGAGAUCCAUAAGCAGUGUCGAGUCUUCAUUGUGAACAUGUUAAGCAAGAAGGAUCUCGGUGCUGAUGAACUGUCGGAGUGUGUUCAGGAUUUCUACCAGAACAUGGCUGACCGCCUAAUGAGUCACUUUAAAGGCUCUUCAGACUCUGUGGAGCAGGUGAUGGACCAAGUGGAAAAGUACAUCAUGACUCGUCUGUAUAAGAGCGUAUUCUGUCCAGAAACCACGGAUGAUGAGAAGAAGGACUUGGCCACACAGAACAGGAUAAGGGCCCUACACUGGGUGACCAUCCAGAUGCUGUGUGUGUCUGUGGAUGAAGAAAUUCCUGAAGUCUCUGAGAAUGUGGACAAAGCAAUAACAGAUAUCAUUGAGAUGGACUCGAAGAGGGUUCCUCGGGACAAACUUGUGUGCAUCACACGCUGUAGUAAACACAUCUUCAGUGCCAUUCGGAUCACUAAGAAUGAGCCGGCCUCUGCUGACGACUUUCUCCCUGCACUCAUUUAUAUCGUACUCAAGGCUAACCCUCCAAGACUUCAGUCCAACAUCCAGUACAUCACUCGCUUCUGUAACCCCAGCAGACUGAUGACUGGAGAGGAUGGCUACUACUUCACCAACCUGUGCUGUGCAGUGGCCUUCAUCGAGAAGUUGGAUGCUCAGUCCCUCAACCUUUCCCCAGAGGAAUUUGAGCGCUACAUGUCAGGCCAGGCUUCACCACGAUUCAACGGCUCAGAGGGUGACUGGCCCCACACUGGCUCAGCACUUGGCAUAACAGCAACUAACCCUGUCCUGGCUCAGGUCAAUCAUAAUCUGGAGCUGCUGUCGGGCCUCAGCGGCCGGCAAGAAAGGCUAAUGGAGGCUGCUCAGAGCCUGCAGGCCGACCUCCUCUCCUGGUCCGACAGCGUACAGCGGGAAGUGCAUGACAUCCGGGAGAAAUACCCUCUGGAGAUCCUGUCUUGCACAGUUCCAGCCAUUGAUGCCAACAACAUAGACAAUGACAACCUGCCAUCACCCCUCACACCCCAGGUGUUCUCUGGGUAGUGGAGUCUCCGAAGGGAGGAAAACAUUUCAAAUACAGCAAGGGUACAAUACACCGGCUUUGAUAAAAUAUAACAUCCCACAUGCACAAAUCUCCUGAAGACUUUGGAGUCUCAUUUUGCUGCGCCGCUUCUGCACCUUAAAGGUAUAGGCUGUGUCUGAAAUCACUUCCUAUUUACUGCAUCUAUGGUCCACCAUUUUCAUUUGAGCGUCCAAAAUCUGAGCAGGUGCAUUUUGGAAAUGGAAGAGUACUGUCAAUGACCUAUACACUAAUUUCUGCUAACAAUCCCAUAUUGCUAUGCUCCACAUUUUACAGGUUAAGGAAAAUGACUGUUAAGCACCUCUAUAGCUGCUAGAGAGUAUACAAAGUGAUAAAUGAUUAAAAUGUGUCCAAAAUCGCAAUUUACUGCUCACUACUGUUUGUGCACAGAGCCACUCUGGAACAAGCCCUUUCACUUAAAUUUUUUUUAAGCACAUUCUGUAUGUUGUAACACUGUACUGUAUUUUUAGAAUUUAUAUAUAAUAUAUACUUAUGUACUGUGUGUAAAAAUGGACUGGUGCUGACUGCCUGUGGACACACUACUGUGCUACUACUGGCUUUAUUUUUGUGUUGAUUCAUGGCUUGGUGAUCUAUUUAGUAUUUAGAGUGUAUAAUAUCACUAUUCUUGCAGAGGGAUGAGUGAACAUAUAAAAUAUUAGAUUACUGUAAAUGGCCAUAUUUACUCAACUGCAAAGACAGUUGAGACAACAUGCUGACAGGCUAACUAAAAUGAUCCUGUUAAUUCUUAUAGUUAACAUGAUUUUAACAUCAGUCAUUGGACUGACUUUUUUACUAUAAAAUGAUAUUAUCUGGUUAUAGACAACACUUUUAGUUUAAAUUAAUUUAAAGUUGAGGAAUCACCUUAAGGAAUAAGUGUGGUGAUAUUUGUUUUAUUUAUUAAGACCAAAACCAACAAUUAAUUAAACCAGUAUGAGAGACAUUUCUGUUUUUAAACCAAAUAAACUGAGUACAUAUUUAUGAGCCAUUUUUAAAGACUUGCAUCUUUCAGAUAAGCCAGUGAGCUACAUUGGAGCUACAUCAGGGACACAGUGGAGAAGAGAAAGACUAAUACAUUGUUGGUUUUGGUCUUUUCAUGGCAUUUGUUAGCAGUAAUAAAAUACAGAAGACACCAGCUGUAUCCUUCAAACUGAUUCUGAAAUGUGAAAAGCUACCAAAAUCAACCAUAAAGCAGACUUAUGAAAAUGAAUUAACAUGUAAACAUCUCAUAUUUAUGAUGCAGUAACAGAUCAUUCAUUUACAAGUGUUUAAUGACAAAGUGUCCAUCUGAUUUUCUGAAUGUUGGUGUGGUCAUACCAGUCUUUUUUUUAACUGCACUGUAUGAUGUUAAUUGAAAUCUAAAUAAAAUCUGUGUGACAUUAUUACUUGGGUGCCUAAAAUUUUUGCACAGCCACAGACAACACACACUGACUGCUCUGCUUUUCUUUAAGAUCAUUUCAUUUUCCCGCAAAUGAAAACUGCAGUGUGGAGGAAAGUAACUUAAGUAC